Orbicella faveolata is the source of this 5432-nucleotide messenger RNA. RefSeq lists its product as uncharacterized. Lineage: Eukaryota; Metazoa; Cnidaria; Anthozoa; Scleractinia; Merulinidae. The record is from RefSeq and is a predicted model, not a curated record.
AUUGCGGACCUAUUUUUUGUGAAUAUUUUUGCAUGGCAGAUGAAUUUAUAGCAAAUCUUAAAUGUAAGUUAACUCUUGACCAAUUUUUGUAUAGCUAGUAGCGAUGUAAAUAGGAGUGUAAAGUACAUGUAGGAGUUAUAGCCCCAGUUUAUUAUACAUGCUAAUUUUGUUAUUUUUUUGUUUAUUUGCUUGUUUGCUGUGCAACAGAACAUAAUAAAUAAAUAAGUAAGUUAAUUAAUAAGGGGAAAAAGUAAGCAAUGUAAGUAUUUAAUUAUGAGUAGAAAAUUGUACAUUUAUUAAAGAAAGUAACCUGUAGAGUAGGCAAUGAAAUUAAGGUAUGAAAUUGUAAGCUACCAGUAUUGCAAGGAAUGUAAAUAGUGUACUGUAAAUCGAGUAUUGCAAUGUGAGUGGCCACCCAAGAAGCAAUCUGGCUUCGAAGGUUACUUGCAGAUAUAGGAGAACCUCUGGAGGAACCAUCAUAAUUCAUGAAGACAACCAAGAGCUAUUGCAAUGGCAAAGAAUCCUGUGGGUCAUGCUAGGAUUAAGCACAUUGAUGUAAGCUAUCACUUUGUUUGCGAAGGACUGCAGAACAGAGUGGUCGUUUUGAAAUAUGUUGCCACUGAUCUGUUGAUUGCAGAUAUUCUCACAAGGCCUUUCCCCAAGCAUUGCUUCAAGAAGCUUGCCACCGAACUAGGAAUUAAAACUGUCAAAUAAGCAACGUCAAAAGUAGGAGUGUUGUUGUUAUGAAAGUCAACAUUUACCGGUUGCCAUCUGAACUUUAAUGAAUGCACAGUUCUCCACAGGAAUAAUUAAUUAAGCUACAUACUCAUUAGAGCAAAGCUUUGAAGGUCAGAGUCUUCCUAUCUUGACCAAUAGAAGUCGUGUUUGGCCUGUCAACCAUUUGUAUCAUCAUGUCAUUGGAAACCAUAACUCCAAGGCCAGUGAUGGACGAUACACAUUCAGUUCCUGAUGUUGCUGGUGUAGUACCUGAUGGUAGUAGAAGGAGUUUUGUUCUUGGAAAUCUGCAGUACAAAUUACAUUAGCCAAUUUUGACUCCACUUGUAGAGACAGUCCAAGUCUUGUUGAAGAAGCUUGCUGGCACCAGGGUGGUCAAUAGCUUGAUAGAGUUAGUCAUCUGCAAAGAGUGCAAUGGUUGAGUUAGAGCAAACAUAGUUAGGAGCAGCGUUAACAUACACAAGGAACAUGAUCGGACCAAGGAUUGACCCUUGCAGUACAGCGGGAGUCAUAGGAAGCCAGUUAGAGGAGUAGCCAUCUGCGAGGACUCUCUGUACAUUUUAUAUUGAACAGCUCCAAAAGAAAAGCAUAGUAAUAAAGCAAUGAUUACUUACCAAUAUGAAAAAUAUUUGUUUAACCAAUAUGGUUGCCAUGACUUCCUCAUUGAUUCCCUCAUGGUAGGGUGUGUUAAAUAACCCAUUUAGGGUCCCAAGUUGUGAACAUUUCGGCUCCUUGAUCCAAGUUGCAAAUUUUAGAAGUAAGGAAAUUGAGAUUUGAUGUUUACUUAUUAAACUCUACUUAGGUGUCCUUCCUUUGAACAUAUCCAUCUGAGUUUCAUCAAGGUUAAUUUUGACUUUUACUAAGGGAGAGGGACAGGUAGCCCACGUACCUAAUCACAAGUACCACUGUAACUACAUAGAUUAAACAAACCACUGUAGUUAUCGCUGGUAGACUUAACUGACCUCAAACGGAAGCCGUAAAAUUUGUCCAGCCUUAGGACCUGCGAAAGGGACAAAAAAGGCAUGCUAAACGAGGAUAAAUCCAUUAAAACUUGAGUCAAAAUCUUACGACUAUGCUAGUAAAAACACACUGGUCAUGUGACAGAAAAUGGCACGAAACGUAACCGCACACGGACUGGACUGGCCAUAGUCACAACCACCUACCUAAUGUCAAGCCUGUUUGCAACACGCAGGGUUAGCAUUUGCUCCUCUCUCUCUCUACUUCUCGGAAAGGGCAGGACUGGUGCUAUUCCAUGCUUUGUUGUAUAGUAUGUUUUUUUUCUUUUUGUAUAGCCUGUUGGGACUCCUGCACAAGGGAAUGUAUUCAUCCAUAGCUGUAAACAAAUGGUCCUUCCAGCAGGUUCAGUUGUAGUCAAUGUCAUCAUUCAAAAAAGCAUAGUGUCAAGGGAUAUAAGAUAAGAAAGACUUCAGAUUUAUCCAGUCUGUCUUACUGUUCAAUUAAAAAAGCUCAUGCCAUUUAUGCUGAAUGUAGGUUAAGUUGAGAAUCUUGAAACUAGGGGAGCUAUGAUGAGAAAAAAUAAUCUCAAACAACUAGAAUAUCUUUAAUAUCUGGUGGAGUUGUAAUGACUAAAUCCAGGAUAUUGUGAUUCCUUGUUGGUUCCUGGACUAGUAAUAUAUUCCAUAAAGAAGAAGUCCAGAAUAAUGUGAAUUCUUCUUAUUCUUCGUCAUUCCCUCUGGAACAUAGGGCCCUGACUACUAGCUUCCAUCUUUCUCUGUCUUUAGCUGCCCUCUUUGCCUCCUCCCAGGUCAUGCUGAUGGUCUUCAAUUCAGCUUGCAGUGUUCUUUUCCAUGCAAAACUUGGUCCUCCUCUUCUCCAUUUCCCCUGUGGGUUCCAGUGCAAGGCUUGGCGGGUGAUGUUUGUCUACUCUCGGCAUAUGGUAUGUCCAAUCCAUCCCCACUUUCUACUUUGGAUGGUGUCAGUGGUGGGCUCCUACCUGGUUCUUUGCCAGAGGUCUUGGUUAGAGACGAGCUCUGGCCAUCAAAUGCGUAGAAUCUGACAGAGACAGGUGUUGAUGAAGACCUGCAGUUUGUGGUCUAAUUUCUUGGUGCACCUCCAGGUUUGCGCUCCGUACAAAAGAACUGAUUUGACAUUGCUGUUGAACAGUCUCAGUUUUGUGUGGCAGCUGAGGUUUUACUCCUCCAUACUGGUCUCAGAGUGGCAAAGGCUUGACGCGCUUUGUUGAUCCUAGCCUUAACGUCCUCAUCUCUUCCUCCUGUCUUGCUCACAAUACUGCCCAAGUAGGGCAAGCGAUCAACUUCCUCAAUGGCCUGACCAUCAACAGUGAGGGGGGCUUCCCGGCUUACAUUUAUUUGCAUGCUCUUGGUCUUUGUGACAUUGAUCUCUAGACCUGCUGUCCUAGCAAUAUUGCACAGUCGCUCGGUUUUAGCCUGCAUAUGCCCCACCAUGUGUGAGAGUAGACUAAUAUCAUCAGUGAAGUCUAGAUCCUCUAGCGUCUGCAUGAGGGUCCACGAAUGCCUCUUGGCUGUUCAAUUGUUGUUUUCAGCACCCAAUCGAUAAUUAGUGAGCAGAUAAGUGGGAACAAGAUACAUCCUUGUCUCACUCCUGUGUUGAUGGUGAAGGGUGCAGACAAAUCAGUGUUGUGGAUGACUCUACAGCUGUUAUCUUCAUAGAAGCUUUAAAGAUCAUAAACAUCAUCCAGAGAAUAAUGUGAAUAUGUAGGGUUAAAUUGUCUGUUACAAGGCUCUGUUACAUGACCAGUCAUUAUUUGAUAAAUUAAAAUGUCUAACUAGUAUAAGUUCAGUUGUUCCAACGAGAUCCUGAAUAAAAGCCUGUAGGUCUUCUAGACGCUUGGUAUAGCUGCCAGGAGGUUGAUAAAAAUGCCGAAUGUGAUUUGUUUGUUGUGAGAGGAGAGCCAAUUAAUGAAAAGCAAUUCAGGGUCACACUGAUGAGUUGUGCAAUAAUUAGUCACUGAUCUGGAUCCACUUGUUCCAUACAGUUCAGCAUCCAAUGCUGCUAGCUGCUCAAUAAGGGUCUGAAGCUAGGAAUGAAAUUCACAGUGCAAAUUUAAUACACUCGCUGGUGGUCAGAAAUUGUCUUCAUUUAUGGAAUAAUAUUAAUUCUCAGGGUAUAUUUGUAAGACUCACUUCAUUCAGACUGCAUGGCCACGACUUCAAUCUUCCAAAAAGAGUGAUGAUCUGGUCCCCCUUUCUUCAAAGUCCAGGUACCUUUACCGAGCCAAAGCAAUUUUAAGAUGUAAGUCUAAGAAAUGGUAGUGGAGAAUGAAGCUCAAAAACCAGGCCACUCUGUUUCGUUUCAUGAGAUAUGUAUGUAUGGGUGGGGACGCGUAUACUUCAAUUAAUGGUAAAUUUUCAAUUUUUUCCUUAUUUCAAUUCUGAAACAUAUUUGCAGCAUAGACCUAACACUGGAGAAGGAGAAUCACAUGUGAAGUAUUCAGCUUUGCAAAAUGACUCAGGGAUUGGUGAAACACCAUUGGCAGAACACUUGAAAAGGCAAACAAAAUUCUCCAAGAAAAAGUCCAGGAAACAAUUACCUCUCCAGAUAUUUAGCACACCAAUCACGCCAAGAUCAGAACGAUCAAAGCCAAUGGAGCAAGAUGUGGAAUAUUCUGCAGAUACAGAGAGUGAUGAAGAGUCUCUGUUGUCCCAUGGUUCACAAAAGCAGAUUGUGGAUAGAGGGCAAUUUGCCAAAUGGUCACGAUCAGGCCCAAGUAAUGUUUCCGGCUCGCCUGUUUCGGGGAGACUGAGAGGUGAACAUUCAGAACGUUGUUAUAAAGAACCACUUCGUGUUAGUGAGGCUCACCUGCAAUCAUAUCGAGAUCAACAUAUUUGCAAGCCAAGGAAACUUUCAUAUGAAGAUAAGCCUUACAAUCAACAAAAGCCUGAAGAAGGAAUGAGUGAUGAAGAGGUUAUCAGGAGAGAGGUACAGGAGCUAAUAAACCUGGCUGGAAGUAAAACUCUCCAGGCUGUUCGUAGAAAGCAUCGCAUGAUCCGAUCAUUUUUCCAAAGGACCAGUGAUAUGAUGUUGUCUUCCAUUGAUUCCUUCCAAGAUGAGACGCAAACCACCAGUUAUGGUGCCUUGGAAAAAUACAAGAGACAGUUUUCAGAACAAGUACAGGGCCUUCGAAAGCAGAUGGAAAAAACAAGUUUGAUUGUAGAUGGAAUGGAGGUAACAUUUGUAAGCUUUUUCAACAUAAUUUAUUUCCCGUUUUCUUUAGGAUGAAAAUGUUUCACACUGUUAUUUAUGGUAAUGAGCAGCUCUCUUCCUUGACUGACAGGACAUGGUGUCUAAUUUUUGAAUGAAUUCAACCCCCUGGGGUUACCCCCCACCACUGGAUUGGGAUGUGCUGCUUGACCAUAAUCAAAGUGGCUGUGAGCCACUCAACUUGGAAAAUAAAUUAUGAAAGAGUGUAAUGAGGCAUUGCUCAUUAAGGAACUACUUGUUAUGUGAGGGCAGCGUAGCUUUCAAACAAGCCCAUAAAGCCUUUCUCCACUCAAGAGUGUGUUGUGAUAUUUGCAAAACGAAACAAUUCAAUGUUAAGAAACUAUUUGUUACUCAGGCCUGCUAACACGAUUUACAUUACAUGCAUCUGUACAUGUCGUCCUAGUGCUGUAGUCAAAAACGGCAAGAUCAUUUUGUUUGGUCAAAAGUGAUGUAUAGACUAGGAGCAAUGUCCAAUACUUCCUUAUAGCUAGCUU